AUGCGAAGCCCCCAGCCGCCGGCCGCGCCCCGCAACGUGCGCACGGCGCCGGCGCCGGGCACGAGCAACAAUGGGGGCGACUGGAGAGAGACGUUGGUGCUGCCGGCCAAGGACGAGCGGGUCCAGACGGCCGACGUGACCGCCACCAAGGGAAACGACUUUGAGGAUUACUUCCUCAAGCGCGAGCUCCUCAUGGGCAUUUUCGAGGCCGGGUUUGAGCGGCCCUCGCCGAUCCAAGAGGAGAGCAUACCCAUCGCCCUCGCGGGGCGGGACGUGCUCGCGCGCGCGAAAAACGGGACGGGCAAGACGGCCGCCUUUGUGAUUCCCAUCCUCGAGAAGGCCGACUCCUCCAAGAACCACAUCCAGUCCAUCAUCCUCGUCCCGACGCGCGAGCUCGCGCUCCAGACGUCGCAGGUCUGCCGCGACCUCGGCAAGCACCUCCACCUCGAGAUCAUGGUCUCGACGGGCGGCUCGUCGCUGCAAGAGGACAUCCUCCGGCUCAUGAAGCCGGUGCACCUCAUGAUCUCCACGCCCGGCCGCAUCCUCGACAUGGCCGAGAAGAACGUGGCCGACCUGACGCGCUGCGGCACCGUUGCCCUCGACGAGGCGGACAAGCUCCUCUCGCCAGAGUUCAUGCCGCUCGUCGAGAAGCUGAUCCGGCGGAUGCCGCCCGGGCGGCAGAUCCUGCUCUUCUCCGCGACCUUCCCCGUCAAGGUCGCCUCCUUCCGCGACCGCGUCAUGAACAAGCCGUACGAGAUCAACCUGAUGGACGAGCUGACGCUGCACGGCGUGACGCAGUACUACGCGUUCGUCGAGGAGAAGCAGAAGGUGCACUGCCUCAACACGCUCUUCGCCAAGCUCUCGAUCAACCAGUCCAUCAUCUUCUGCAACUCGACCACGCGCGUCGAGCUCCUCGCCAAGAAGAUCACCGAGCUCGGCUUCUCGUGCUACUACAUCCACGCUAAGAUGGACCUCGCCACCGAGAUCAAGCCCAUCCCGCCGCAGAUCGACACGGCGCUCUACGCGUAUGCGUGAGCGCGCCGUGCGGCGGCGCUGGGCUCGAGCUCGGCGAGUCCCCUUCUCGACACAACCAAGCCGGCACGGGUCGUGACCGCCGCGAGGCGUGACCCAACCGUGCCGGGGGGUUGCAGCUCCCCUCUCCGCAGAGUCCACCCCGCACGCCGAAAGUCUGGCUUUGCCGCGGCGUCCGCCGCCGCCGCCGCCGCCGCCGCCGCCGAGCAAUUUGCAUUCGCGCUUGCUGCUCAGCGCGCAGCGCGCGCGCGUGCGGCGCCUUUGCCGCCGCGCUUGCGUUUUCGCAGGUUCGGUUCGCGCGACCGCGCCGCGGCUGGGUGUGUCUGUUGUGAGAAGCCUCGAGGCUGGCUCCAUAAUUAAGAAGGUUAGAAUAUCGCUCUCGCUG
Molecule: messenger RNA, 1417 nt
Organism: Emiliania huxleyi CCMP1516
Lineage: Eukaryota; Haptophyta; Isochrysidales; Noelaerhabdaceae
Exons: 3
Coding region: 1-1035 (344 amino acids)
Biological process (GO): P-body assembly; cytoplasmic stress granule assembly
Cellular component (GO): P-body; cytoplasmic stress granule
Molecular function (GO): RNA helicase activity; mRNA binding; ATP binding
Source: RefSeq, a predicted model, not a curated record